AUGUUGAGCUGGGUGGUUAAAGUCGUUCCGCAGCCGCCUGAGCCGCCUUCCAAAAAAGUCGAUGAGAAGAAGGAGGAGCAACCAGUCGCAGCCCCGCCCCCGGGACAGGCCCCUCCCCAAGUCGCAGCUCCUCCUCCUGCUACAUCUGCAAAACCUGCACAAGAGAAGAAAGUGACGUUUCAGGAAGAGAGUAAAAAUGAAGCUUCAAAAGAUCCAAAGGAUCCAGAAGCCGAGGGCAACGGCUCUCAGCCCGGCGUGUUGACGUGGAUCAGCGCAGCUAUGCCUCAACCUCCAGCCUCACCUAAACUGAGCCCGGACAGCACCACCACGACCUCCACCAUGACCUCUACCACGACCUCCACCACGACCUCCACCACGACCUCCACCAUCCCCCCUGCCCCGGAGGAAAACCCAACAGCCAGGAAGGGGAUGUUGGCGUGGUUCGCUCAGGGUUUGGAGAAAGUUGUUCCUCAGCCUGAUUUGAAGAACAAAGACUCUGCUGAGGCAGCAGCUGCUCCAGCAGAGCCUCAGGUCAAUGUGCGACAAGACAGAGACGACAUGACUGACAACAAGCCUUUCCCACCCAGGAUGAUGGACUGGAUAAAACAGGGGAUAGAGAAGGUGGUUCCUCAGCCAGAGAUCAGUGUUAACUCAAAGACUGAAGCUCCUGCUUCCACUGAAGCUCCACCUCCAGAACCACCACCAGCAGCUGACACUGCGAAGUCGUCCAAAGAAGCAGAGCAGCAGCCGAAUAUGAUGGGCUGGAUCUUCAGUGGCAUCGGUCGCAUGAUUCCUCAGCCUGUACAGAAGCAGGACACAGGCUGUGAAGUGCAGAACAUUAGCAUCGUGCAGCAGAGGACAGACCUGGUGCUGGAGGACGUCGGACAAGAGGAGGACGCAGAGGAGAAGAAGAAAGAGGAAGCAGAGAAGCAGGUGGAUCAACCAACUUCCAGCCCCAAGGAGGAGGCAGGAGAAGCAGUUCUCGCUCACAUGGAUGAAAGAGUGCAGCAGGAGCUUCUGGAGGUGGCCCGGGUCGCGGAGGACAUCGCCAGGAAGGCAGCGGAGGAGGCAGUCCGCCAGCUGGAGAUGGAGCAUUCAGCUAAGAUCGUGAUAGAAACCCUACCAGAGUCCAUCGAGCAACUGCCCAACAUCCUGGAGGAGGAAAAUGAGGAAGACCCUGAGUGCAUACCGGUCGUCUGUCCAGCUCAAGAUGAUACUGAUGCUACGAGUGCAGUGGACAAAGCCGAGGCUGUUGCAGAGACCAUCCAACCGCCCACCAAAUCCAAACCACCGGAGGAAAAGACUCCAGCAUCGACAGAUGUGGAACCAGCAUCGAAGAGGAGAGGACCGGACAGUCCCGUCCCACAGCCGGUCACCCAGCAGCCACAGCCACAAGCUCCACAGGUACAAACUUUCUUCUUCUUUUAGGGAAGCAAAGCAGCAGCAGCAGCAGACGAGGGGGGGUGUGGAGCUCCGACGCUGAAGGUGGAGGAUGUGGAUCAGGAUGUGAGGCAGGGAACAGGCCUGAGCAUCCCCCAUAUUAUGACAACCCUAGAACCAGAGUCCACGGCUCUGACUGUCCCUAACGUGCCCCUGUCCAACCUCAGUUCUGAAGAUGAGAAUGAUGAUGAGCUGAUGAGCACUGAUCUCAGGACCUGGCCCGGUCAGGGAGAUCUACUGACUGCAGAUGACGAGAUGCGUCCUCUGUCAGCCGCCAGCGUCGGCAGCGUCGUGAUCCAGGAUCGUCUGAGCGAACUCGUCAAGCUGUUCAGGGGUCGAACUGAGCGUCAGAAAGACCGACUGGUGGACCAGGACGAUUCGGAAGGAGAAAGUCCAACAGCCUCCCCGAGCAAAGCUCCACCUCCCCCUCCUCCACCAGAGGAGAAGAAGGAAGAAGGGGCAGCAGAAAAGAAAGAAGAAGAAGACGAAGAAGAAGAAGAGUCAGUGUUCCAGUUUAAACUUCUGGGACACCCAGUACAAAUUCCCAAACUGCUCAAUCUUCCCCCGAUGCCCUACUGGCUGCGAGCCAUCGUGGAGUACCGCUUCCCCUCCAGCAUCGACCAGUUCACCGACCUGAUCUAUGUCUUCUGGCUGUUCUUCGUGGUGGCGGCGUGGAACUGGAACAUGUGGCUGAUUCCGGUCCGCUGGGCGUUUCCCUACCAAACCCCCGAGAACAUCCACCUGUGGCUGAUGGUCGACUACACCUGCGACCUCAUCUACAUCACAGACAUCCUGGUGUUCCAGCCCCGACUGCAGUUCGUCCGUGGAGGAGACAUCGUGUGUGACAAAAAGGACAUGAGAGAAAACUACAUGACGACCGAAAGAUUUAAGAUGGACGUCAUCAGUCUGUUUCCUAUGGAGAUAUUUUACUACUUCACAGGCGUUAACUCUCUGCUGAGGUUCCCUCGUCUGCUGAAGUACAUGGUUUUCUUUGAGUUCAACGACAGAAUGGAAGCUGUGAUGAAGAAAGCCUACAUCUACAGGGUGAUCCGAACCUCCAUGUACCUGUUGUACUCUCUGCACAUAAACGCCUGUCUCUUCUACUGGGGCUCGGACUACGAGGGACUGGGAUCCACCAAAUGGGUUUAUAAUGGACAAGGAAACGCGUACAUCCGUUGUUACUACUUUGCCGUGAAGACCCUGAUCACCAUCGGGGGUCUGCCCGACCCCACCACCGUCUUUGAGAUCUGCUUCCAGCUCAUUAACUACUUUGUUGGCGUCUUUGCUUUUUCUAUCAUGAUCGGUCAGAUGAGAGACGUGGUGGGAGCAGCGACAGCCGAUGAUAACUAUUACCGGGCCUGUAUGGACAGCACCGUUCAGUACAUGAACUCGUACAACAUCCCCCGAGAAGUUCAGAACCGAAUCAAGACCUGGUACGACUACACCUGGAAGAUCCAGGGCAUGCUGGACGAACAGGAGCUGCUGAUCCAACUUCCUACUAAGAUGAGAAUGGACAUCGCUGUGGACGUCAACUACGCCAUCGUCAGUAAAGUCGCCCUUUUUCAGGGCUGUGACAGACAGAUGGUGUUCGACAUGCUGACGAGGCUCAAAUCUGUCGUUUACCUGCCCGGAGACUUUGUCUGUAAAAAGGGGGAGAUUGGCAGGGAGAUGUACAUCAUCAAGCAGGGGGAGGUCCAGGUGGUGGGCGGUCCUGACCUGCAGAUCGUGUUUGUCACCAUCAGAGCCGGCUCGGUGUUCGGAGAGAUCAGUCUGUUGGCGGGAGGCGGAGGCAACAGACGAACGGCCAACGUGAAAGCUCACGGAUUCGCUAACCUCUUCAUCCUGGAUAAGAAAGACCUGGCGGAGAUCCUGGUUCACUACCCAGAGUCUCAGAAGCUGCUCCGCAAGAAGGCCAAGAAGAUGUUGACGAAGGACUCGAAGCCGGAUGAGAAGGACGGAGGUAAAGGGGCAGUGGAGGUCAUCCCCCCCCGACCGGACACGCCCCAGAUGUUCAAGGCGGCGCUGAAGGUGGCGGAGCAGGCGGGGAUAGAGGGAACCUUCGUCAAACUGAAGAAGACCUACAAAGCGACUCAGGGCACAGAGGGGUCCUCCUCCAUCUCUCCCCUCCCGCCUCCCUCUCCCACACGCCACCGCUCUCCGGUCCCUCACUUCCUGGUGAAGGACGAAGACGACGCGGUGGCGGAGACAGCCGACAGCUCCGUGGUCAUCAGGAUGACGCCGCGACAGGAAGGCGAGGAGAUGCUGUCCGUGGAGGUGCGGCCCGAGGAGGGAGGAAAGGAGUGA
Molecule: messenger RNA, 3744 nt
Organism: Limanda limanda (common dab)
Lineage: Eukaryota; Metazoa; Chordata; Actinopteri; Pleuronectiformes; Pleuronectidae
Gene: cngb1a
Product: cyclic nucleotide gated channel subunit beta 1a
Exons: 36
Biological process (GO): retina homeostasis; monoatomic cation transmembrane transport
Cellular component (GO): plasma membrane; intracellular cyclic nucleotide activated cation channel complex; photoreceptor outer segment
Molecular function (GO): cGMP binding; intracellularly cAMP-activated cation channel activity; protein-containing complex binding
Source: RefSeq, a predicted model, not a curated record